Molecule: messenger RNA, 131 nt
Organism: Dentiscutata erythropus
Lineage: Eukaryota; Fungi; Glomeromycota; Glomeromycetes; Diversisporales; Gigasporaceae
Source: the annotation of a GenBank genome assembly
CCCUGAAAGAUAAAUUGACGUGUUGGAACGUUCAAGAAUCAUAUGACCGAAUUAGAGAUGCAUCUACAUUUGAUGAUGAUGGAGCAUCACAAUUUUCAGUGGAAGAAUAUGAGAUUAGUAAAAAGCACUAA